Molecule: messenger RNA, 780 nt
Organism: Plasmodium vinckei vinckei
Lineage: Eukaryota; Apicomplexa; Aconoidasida; Haemosporida; Plasmodiidae
Product: ribosomal protein S8e, putative
Exons: 1
Coding region: 1-780 (259 amino acids)
Biological process (GO): maturation of 5.8S rRNA; maturation of LSU-rRNA
Cellular component (GO): nucleolus; preribosome, large subunit precursor
Source: RefSeq, a predicted model, not a curated record
AUGCCGCAGAACGAUUAUAUCGAGCUUCACAGGAAAAGGUAUGGGUAUCGAUUUGAUUAUUUUGAGAAAACACGAAAAAAGGAAGCAAGAAAAGUUCAUAAAGAAUCGUUAAAAGCUAAAAAACUAAGAGGAAUAAAAGCAAAAAUAUACAAUAAGAAGAAAUAUACCGAAAAAGUAAAUCUUAAGAAAACAAUAAAAUCACAUGAACUUAAGGAUGCAAAGAGCUCUCAAAAAAUACAUGACGAAAAUGGAUUACCUGCAUAUUUAUUAGAAAGAAAUCAAACACAACGUACUAAAGUUUUAACAAAUUUACUUAAACAAAAAAGAAAAAGUAAAGCAGGAAAAUGGGAACUUCCUGUACCUAAAAUUCAAGCAUUAAACGAAGGUGAAAUGCUAAGAGUUGUAAAAUCAGGUAAAAGAAGAAGAAAAACAUGGAAAAGAUUAAUAGAUAAAGUAUCAUUUGUUGGCAAUGAUUUUACAAGAAAAAACCCAAAAUUCGAAAGAUAUAUUAGACCUAGUAGUUUAAGAUUUAAAAAAGCAAAUGUAUAUCACAGCGAAUUAAAAACAACACUUUCUUUGGAUAUAUUAAGUGUUAAGGUUAAUCCUCAAUCAAACUUAUAUACAAAUUUAGGAAUUAUAACAAAGGGAACAAUAAUAGAAGUUAAUGUAAGUGAUUUAGGCCUUGUUACCCAAUCAGGGAAAGUUAUAUGGGCAAAAUUUGCGCAAGUAACAAAUAAUCCAGAGCUUGAUGGAUGCAUUAACGCUACAUUACUUGUUUAA